CUCCUAGUCUGUGUGCCACGUCAUUACUGUGCAGGCAGGCAGUGGGAGGGAGAAAUGUGUCACGUUGAAAUACUUUUCUGUCUUUGGGGUUUGGUUGGGUACUCAUUCAUUUAAGAAGGCUUCUGCCGACGUCUCAAACUUUCGUUUUCUGUGAGUGGCUUUGUGUGUGCCCCCCAAUGUUGCUGGACGAGACACCCCUAUUCGAACCCUCCCUUCUGGAGGAACUGGACUGGGCGGCCAGUGCUGUGUCCUUCUCUCCCCCCAUCACCCCCACUCAGCCUGGGGAGGGUCUGGUCCUACGGCCCCUCUGCACAGCUGAUUUUAACAGAGGAUACUACAAAGUGUUAUCUGAGCUCACAGUGGCAGGAGAGGUGACCCCUGAGCAGUUUAUCAAGAACUUUGAGCACAUGAAAAUGUCUGGCGAUUAUUACGUCGUAGUGGUAGAGGACACACAAGUCGGACAAAUUGUUGCCACGGCAACUUUGAUCAUAGAACACAAAUUCAUCCACAGCUGUGCAAAGAGAGGACGAGUUGAGGAGGUGGUUGUAAGCAGCACGUGUCGAGGAAAACAGCUAGGCAAACUGUUAGUGUCGACCCUCACCCUCCUCAGUAAGAAACUGCAGUGCUACAAAAUAACACUGGAAUGUGCCAAAACCAAUGUGGAGUUUUACAAGAAGUUUGGCUACUCUGUUUCUGAGGAGUCUUACAUGCAAUGUCGCUUCUUCGACUGAACUCUGAAGUCAUCACUGUGGAGAAUCAGCUUUGUGUGUGUGUGUGUGUGUGUGUGUGUGUGUGUGUGUGGCACGGCGCGGUCCCCUGAAAGCCCCCCCUUCAUCAUGCCCCAUAAUGCACUGGGGGAACUAGCCUACCUUGGCCAUGAGAGUGUGUCUACCUACCCUCAUCAUCCUCAUCCUCAGGGUUCAGGACCUGGUGAAAGAAGGCAUUUCUGCCAUAGCAGGAAAAUCGUGAAGUGGACACUCACUGGCAUGCAUGCGUAGGCAGCCGUGUAUUUAAUGUCUUGAAAUUGGGCCAAAAGUCAAUCCGUAAAUGCAAAGACAAACAGAAAUACUAUCAGUCUGCAUGUGGGUUGGUAUUCACUCAUGCACAACAAUGUGGAUAGACUUGUUUGGGACAGUUUACGUUUGAAUGAAAACAGAUAAGGCCCUACUGUUAAUUGCCUCGAAUGUAAUUUAUGUCAUGAACAUUUUGUAACUUUUCUCAGUUGAAGUAUCCAAAGAUUUUUGCAAUUGAAACAGAUAUCUUAAUAUAUAUUGAAACAAAAAAAAAAUCAAGUUUUGUUUUUUCUCCUUACUUUUAUAUUUUGUUCUCGGAUUUGUGGCAUAAGGUGUUGUAAUGGAUGAGACCAGAUGAGUUGAUCACUGGUCUAAAUGUGUUUCUUAUUGAACCUCUGGUUGAACAUCUAUCAAAUAGAUAUUAUUCUGAGCAAUGGAUUUUUUGUUUCCUUUUAAAAACUAUUUUAUUAGGAAAAAAACAUGGGGUGUAAAAGAGCUAUAAUUUAUUAACAUGGUGAGAGGUAUUUGGGAUUGUUAUGGUAAUGGAGACAGAAAGCUCAAAUAAGAUGAGCAUGUCAACAUGUUAUGGAAGAAGCACUUGAAGGAUUUUAUUUUGAUGUCCAGGUGUUAUUAAAGUCUUAUUUAUUCAA
Messenger RNA from Alosa sapidissima (American shad), 1663 nucleotides. RefSeq names its product glucosamine-phosphate N-acetyltransferase 1 (gene gnpnat1). Gene Ontology annotation, cellular component: Golgi apparatus; endoplasmic reticulum; endoplasmic reticulum-Golgi intermediate compartment. Lineage: Eukaryota; Metazoa; Chordata; Actinopteri; Clupeiformes; Clupeidae. The coding region runs from base 177 to 731 and encodes 184 amino acids. Gene Ontology annotation, molecular function: glucosamine 6-phosphate N-acetyltransferase activity; monosaccharide binding. Gene Ontology annotation, biological process: UDP-N-acetylglucosamine biosynthetic process. The transcript has 6 exons. The record is from RefSeq and is a predicted model, not a curated record.